Messenger RNA from Dendrobium catenatum, 9737 nucleotides. RefSeq names its product serine/threonine-protein kinase ATM. NCBI's taxonomy places the organism in Eukaryota, Viridiplantae, Streptophyta, Magnoliopsida, Asparagales, Orchidaceae. Gene Ontology annotation, biological process: DNA repair. The transcript has 81 exons. The coding region runs from base 198 to 9413 and encodes 3071 amino acids. The record is from RefSeq and is a predicted model, not a curated record. Gene Ontology annotation, molecular function: protein binding; protein serine/threonine kinase activity.
CCCCAGCCAUCUAAAACCUCCGCUUCCAUUUACAAGCCAGCGUUCCCACUUCCCACUGCCCACUUUUCUUCUUGGAGGUGCUCCCCGCUCUCCCGCGCUGUCCAUUGUCUUCCUAACCCAGCGACGGAGGUGAACCCUGACGUUAAAAUAGCAGCAGUCGAUGAGGAGAUAAGUUUUUCGUUGGUUGCAGGAGACUUAUGGCGACAUCAAGAGACGUCCAAGAGAUCAUCUCAAAGCUCUCCUCAAAUAAACCUAAAUCCCGCGAUGAAGGAAUACGGCUCCUUAAUAGUUGGCUUGAAGGUGAGAGGUCCUUUAGCUUAUGCCGGCUGCUCGCGAAGAACACUGCAAGGAUCGGACCUGGUGGAGUUCCUCAUGAAGAGUCGUGGCCAUUUAUAUUCUCCCUGCUCACCAAGUGCAUCGAGUUGGAGAUAUCAGCAAGCAAGAAGCGCCAUCCAAAAUUGCUACUGGCAAAGACCCUACGAAUAGCUAUUCAGUGUGCUGAAGAUCACAAGCUAUCUGGAGCUCAAUUGCCUUUGGGUUCUGUCAUUAAGCCGCUAUUCAAUCACAUAUGGGAUGUUUUAAAGGAUGUUUCUAUAUUCCAGAUGGAGUACAGCGGUAUCCUACGACACCUGCUGUCUAUAAAUGAAUACCGUUAUCAGAUGAAGAGUCGCAUGUAUUCUAGUCUUAUAUUGCUAUAUAUGAAUAAGAUGGUAUCAACUAUUAGCAUGAAAGGUUCUAUGCCAUCCAGCUUGAAGGAAGAAGCAUUUCGUGCUGCUUUAACGCUUCACGUUCUUCUGGAAAACCCGCCUGGUGAUUUUCCAGAUAAUAUCAGGGAAGAUAUUGUUGCUGGUUUUGUUGAGAUGUUCUCUUCUUUAAGAGAUGAAGGAAAGUACUCACGUAAGCUUAUGGAAUGCAUUAACACAUAUCUGAUGAAGGAUGGUCCUAAUCUUGGAGAUCUUGCAACAAAAAUUCAUUUUGCUGUUCAGGAGUUUCUUUUUCGAUUUUGGCUUACGACUCAUGACAGAGGGUUAAAGGCCUCCUUCAUUCUUUACGCUAGUGUACAAUUGAAGCUUACCCGAAAUACUUCAGAGGAGAUUUCGUUAGUAGAAAAACUUCUUGAUGUUGUUGCCAAGGAACUAGAUCAAGGCAUUGCAGUUUCUUAUGGGAUUCCUUGGAGUGAUGUAUCUAGGGAUGAUAAGUUGGGACAUCCAGGGAACAUAUAUCAUGGUUUGAUGGAACUUGCAGCUAUGGUUUUAUAUCAGUCUUGCAAAGAAACGAGAAAGAUGCCUCAUCAAGAGAAAAAAUUGAAGACGGUAGAUGCUAUGGAUCGUAUAAAAGAUGGGAUCAUAAAGGGAUCAUGGCUUUGGAAUGGCACCCUUUGUUUUCUUACUCAUACUUAUGGUCACCGCCUAGAUAAGUCUCUUCUAGUAUAUUGGUUGGAAGGUGCAUCUGAAAGUUUAAAGAGGCUUUUAAAUAACCCAAACACAGUACAUUCAUAUGAAGCUUUGAUAUGGCUUUUGAGGGCGAUGCAAGGACUCUCUGCCCUCCUAUUUCCCAACUUAGAUGAGAAGUCACGACCUACUUCUAUGAGUAUGGAUAAGGCGUCCAUCUUAGCUACAAAAAGUUGGAGUACUAUAUGGACUGAUUUGAUGCAUGGAUUGCCAGCUUUCAGCAAUGUUACCCCUGUUGUUGAUGUUGCUUUGGCUCUACUUGGUGACAUGAUUUUGCAAGAGCAAAUUGGUGAAGCUCUUGUUCCUCAUGAUAUGUGGGACCUUCGAUUAUUUAAACAUAUGUCCUCACUGUAUCUUGUGCAGUCAUCAGUAUCCUUGGGAGAUAUUUUUAUGGCAGAUAUGUGUUGGAACUUGGAAUUGUACAUAAAUUUGUUUGUGCAGGAUAAGUUGGGUGACCUUCGGGAUGUUUAUCAUCUUAGAAAAAAUCUAUUGAAAGCAUCGUUAGAUCUGGUCAAUUUGAAGGAACCCAACACUUUAAACGAGCAAGCUAUUUUGUUGAUUCCACUAGUUUCCUAUUCACUUGCUGCUGGUUUUUGUCAUCUUUUACCUUUUUAUAAGGAGGUAUCCAUAUUUGCAGAUGCUCAGGUUUUAAAGGCUAAGUUGUCAUCAAUGGAAGAUUCAGAUCAGGCUCUGUUAGACGCUGAAGUGCUUGAUUGCUCCAUUGAAACUUUAAGCAUGUUGCAUAAACAUAAUACCGUUCAGGUGCUAGUGAAGAGUUAUCCUAGCAUUCGUAUUCCUCGGCAGAUCCGUGAGCCAUUGCUGCAUGAAAUGGAAGAGUAUAUUUCUGGUCUUAUGGGAUCAAACAAGGAUUUUGAGAAAACAGUUUUAGGGAACCUCAUUAACAUUUGUUCUCUUUUGUGCAAUUUCAUCCAUUGUUCAAUUUUUUCAAGGCUAAAAGAUGAGAAAGGACUUUAUUACAAUAAAUUGUUAAACUAUACUGUAAAGUUGAUUGACCAUAUUGCUUAUUUGAUUGAUGAAAAUUUUCAUGAAGUUCAACGAGGCGGUUCUGUUAGCGUUGGCUGCAUGUUUGAUGGUUCACGGUCCACUUUUAUGUCUUUGCAAAGUUUUAUAUCUGGUCCUCUUUUCAGACUUUUUAAAGACGAAAAACAUAUUGAUACCGAGCUACUCCAAGUCAUUCAGUCCGCUGAGAAAAUUUUGGCGGUUCUUGGUAGAUCAUUUACUGUGUUUUCCAAUGCUACAGUUAGCCUUUGUUCUGGAUUGGAUGCACAAGCUCUUCAACUCCCAGGUUUUCAAGAAUCCAAUUCUGCAUUUGAUGGUACAGCCCGCAUCAUGGAUGUGGAUCUAGAUGCUGAGAAUUGUUCCAGAGAUGCAGAUUCCUUUAAUUCACCUACAAGCAAUUCUUCAACCAUGUUUUACAAUCCCAUGCAGCGUAAAUUAACAUUAGUUUCUGUGAUUUCCUCUUUUUCCUCUGUUUCACCUAAACUUGCUUGGGAAACUUUGUUUGAACUUCUGGGUAAAGAAGAUGAUGCUAAGGUUUCCGAGGUUAUUUUGUAUAACCUUUGCAAGUACUUCCAUGGUUCUUCUGUUUCACUUUCCUCAUUGGUUAAUUCAUUACAUGACAAUCUUGAGAAAAAUUCAUGCUCAAAACUGAGCUGUGAAAGUAUUUUGACGUGUAUCCGCAUGCUUCUUGGGACUUUGCAAUCCAGAUGUUCAAUCAUUGGCAAUGCUAAUCUUGAUUGGGGCACUGAAGAUAUGGCAGUGGAAGAGAAUUUAAAUCGUCUUGGCAUUUUGGUGGAAAAAAUAGCCCAGAUUGGUCUUCCUUUUUGGGUUGGCCGCAUAAAGUUGAUCGAUUGCAUUUGCAGUUUCGUGUUAAUUGAACCUAAUAUUGCUCAAACAUUGAUGGGAAGACUUUUUGGAAUGCUUCAAGAUAGGGAUUACCGAGUUAGGAUCUUUUUAGCAAGAAAAGUUGGCAUUCUUUUUCAUACCUGGGAUGGCCAUAAUGAGUUAUUUCAUGAUAUUUGUUCCAAUUUUGGAGUUGAGUUGGUUAGGACGUCUAAAGAUAGAGUUGUAAAAGCCCAUGAAGUUAUAGCACUUGGUGCUCAGUCUGUUCUUGGAAUGGAAUCUGCAAUCAUCACUCUUGCUCAUCUUGCAUUUUUCAGUGAGAAAGUCGAAAUUGAGGCUAUUUUUAUGAUGUGUGUGGCUGCUGCUAUUGUUCCUUGCCAAAGAAAGCUAGUUUAUGCGUUGCUUGAUAAUCUAUCCGAAGCGCUUCAAUAUGACUCGAGGGCCAAGUAUCUAGGGGAGCUGUUGGGAUCAAUAGUUGCUCGAUGGGUAGCUUGCGAAGUAAGCUUAGCAGGACUUUUAGAGGUACAAGAGCUGUUUGUCCCCAGUUCUGAAGCGCAAUUAUUUAUUCGAUAUUGCUGCCCUUGGCUCCUUCCUCCCCUAGUUCUUAGGGGAGAUGUGCCAAAUCUGGAAUGGCUUGCUAAGGCAACAAGUCUGCCUUUGCCCCUGCUUGCCAAAGAAUAUUUUGUGCCAAUUUUUGCUAUGAGCAUGGCAGUUUAUUGUAAUGGAAGGCCUGAUAAGGAUAUUAGCCGGAGGACCCUCUGUGAUUCAAUCUUAAAUAUUGCUAAAAUUUCUGAGUUCGAAAGAGAUGACCUUAUAAAGAGAAAUAUGGUGUCAAUUGUAGGCUUUCUUCUUUCUCUAGCCAGUUCUUCCACUGACCCAGAUACACCAUUUUUUCGCAAUGAAACGAUUAUAGUCUCUGUUCAAACUGUUGUUGAUGGCUUUUUUGAAAUAAACGACCAUCCUGGACAUGUUUGUGUGGUGGACAAAAUCAAUAUUUUUCGUCCCGAUAGAGUAUUUAAGUUUUUAUUAGAGAUGCAUUACCAAAUUUCAACAGCUAUUCAUCCUCGUCAUAAAUGUCGCAGUCUGUCAUCAAUAGAUGUUCUUAUUCGUAUAAUUGGACAUCGAGCUAGUAUUAGUAGCACUUCCAAUUAUAUACUCCACAUAGCUGGACAAUACGUUGGUAUUCUGCCACUACAGGAUCAUUGUUGUACCAUCCUUUCUACACUUCUAGAAGUAUUUACAAAUGAACAUACUGCCGAUGCCGUAAAUGUACUUGGAGAGCAACUUCAGUUUCUUGUUUCAAAAUUGGUGGCCUGUUGCAUUCCUUAUGGGAGUCUAAGCGAUGGAGGUACUGUUCCUUCAACACGAGUUAUAAACAUUCUGUGUCAGUUAACUGUGGAUGCUGACCCAUCGUUGUAUGAUUUCAUCAAGGAUCUGGAACCAUUUCCUCAACUAGAUUGUUUAAAAAGAAUAAGGAUGUUUCAUGAAGAUCUUUGCAUAGCGUAUUCUGCAAGGGACCGCUUUUUAAUGUUCGUGCGGAGGAGUCCUUAUCUCCCAAGGGAACUACUUCUAUUAAGUCUAGAGAGUUUGCAUAAACAAUUGCUAAAAAAUGAAAUCAUUCCACCAAAUAGUGACGUAGUAUAUAGUACAGAAAGGAUCAAUGGAUGGAAUUGUGAUCCAGAAAUAGUUAUUGCAGUAUGGAAUCUGGUUCAACUGACGGGUUCAGAUGAUGCAAAUGAUAUUAGUGGACUACUUUCUGAUUUUAUUUCAAGGGUAGGUAUUGGAGAUCCCUAUCAGAUUGUUUUCCGUUUGCCUGAAUAUGACAAUAAGACGCAACCUUGUUCCCCAUCUUUCUUCAUUAGUUCCAAGAAAAUUGGGUUCUGUUCUGAUGUUUUCAUGACAGAUGAUCUUGUGAUAAGCCUUCUACGACUUUUGAGCAAGAAUCUUCUUGAUGAUUCUGUUAAAACUGUGGAUAUUACGUCACAAACACUUCAAGGUAUUCUUUCAACUGAGAAAGGUCAAUGUGCUUUACGAGCACUUAAUUCGUAUGAGUAUUCAUUGAUACAAAUUCACUCAAAAGGUGUUAACUUGGGCCUUGUAGAAAAAUUACUUUUGGAUUUUGAAAAUAAAUCUACUGUUGGAAUGACGUUGGAUGAUUCUUCACUUUGGACUACUGAAGCUAAAACUUACGAAAUGUGGAUCUGCUCGGUUGUUCACAAACUUGUGGUUCACUGUGACGAUGUCAUAUUAAGACUUUGUCAAGAGAUGAUUUUGUUGAAAGCUGAUGUUGCUGAGCUGUUGUUUCCUAGUGUGCUUGUGAAUCUUGCUUGGAAGAGUGAUACCAAUAUUGACAUGUGCCAUUUGAUAUCUAUAAAGGUUCAAGAAAACAUCUUUGUUGAGUCUAAUGGAUUAGCUAAGACUAUUCAGGUUUUUCUGGAUGCAAUGAAUAGGCUACGGUCAAUUUAUGUGACUGAGCAAGCUGCAUCCAGCUUUGCUGCAGCGAAGUCCGACAGGACAACUGUUUCAAGGUCACGCUAUCCACCUGAAAGGCUAAAAGGUCGCACAUCAAAUAUAUCAUUAUUAAAUUCCUUAUGGCACAAGGUGUACUGGUUAUCACUUGAUUAUCUUUUGGUGGCUAGAGCUGCAAUUCAUUGUGGAUCGUACUUCACUGCAAUAAUGUAUGUAGAGCAUUGGUGUGAAGAGCAUUUUAAUGGUCUACUUCUGGGUUCGCCAGAUUUUUCCCAUAUGGAGGAGUUGCCCGCUCAUAUUGAGCUGCUGGUUGCUGCAUUCACUCGGAUUAAUGAGCCAGAUGCUAUAUACGGAGUAAUUCAGUCACACAAGUUGGCAUCUCAACUCAUUACAUUUGAACAUGAAGGAAAUUGGAGUAAAGCUCUAGAAUACUGCGACUUGCUUGUAAGAUCGGCAUCAGUGCAGGAAACUGAAAGCUUGCAUGGAGAAUUAUCCACAAAUGCUGCCCUUACCUCUAAUGUGUAUGAUGGAAAAACUGCCAAUUGGAAGUAUUGUAAAGGAUUGAUGAAAUCUCUUCAAAACAUUGGCACUAGUCAUGUGCUGGAUGUUUAUAGUCAAGGAUUGAUGGCCAAUAUUGGGCAUUUUAAGCUUGAUUCUGAGUUCACAGAAUUGCAGUAUGAGGCUGCUUGGAGAGCUGGGAACUGGGAUUUUUCAUUUUUCUCCUCUGAAUUCACUUCUCGAUCCGGGCAAUAUUCAAGAAGUGUUUGCCUUAAUGAAAACCUGCACAGCUGCCUAAGGGCUUUGCAUGAGGGAGAUUUUGAUAACUUCCAUGAGAAACUUGAAGGUUCCAAGAAGGCGCUGGUGUUGUCUAUAUCAAACGCUAGCUGUGAAGCAGCUGAAUUUAUCCAUUCAACAAUUUUUAAGCUUCAGAUAUUGAGCCAUCUUGGUUUGGCCUGGGAGCUUCGUUGGACAUCAUGCAUGCUUAAAAAAGAUGGGUUCAUCAAACAUGUUAAAAAUUUGUGUGGACCUGUUAUCCCAUCAAAAGCUCAGUUGGACUGGCUGAACACAGAGUGGAGGUUCAUUUUAAGGCAGGCACAGCUGCAUAUGAAAUUAUUGGAACCUUAUAUUGCAUUUAGACAUGCCAUGCUGAAAAUUUUAGAUUGCAAUGAAUUCCUGUUAGAGCAUUUAUUGCAAGCCACUGCCACCCUUCGCAAGGGUUCCAGAUUCUCUCUGGCGACUGCUGCUUUACAUGAGUUAAAGUUGCUCUUUUGUCAAACGGAACACGAAACAAAUCAGCAAACCUAUGUCAGAAUGAGGCAUCACUUUCUUAAGAGCUGGCAGGACCAUGCACAGCAUGUUGGUGUUAAUGUUGAACCUCCGCACCAGCAUUCGACGAUGGACUUUAUUAUCACUCUUGAAGAAGCUAAAAUUUUAAAAGCUCAAGGUCAACCUGAUAUGGCCAUUAAUCUGGCAAAAUAUCUUUUGCAACAUCAUCAAGUGGAGGAUGAGGCAUCAAACAUAUAUAGAUUGAUAGGGAAAUGGUUGGCAGAAACACGAUCGAGCAACUCAAGAACCAUUUUAGAACAGUACCUAAAACAUUCAGUUGAGCUUUCUGAAGCAAGCAAGAGUAAAGAUGAUGCGUCUAAAUUAAGUAAAUGUCAAAGUUUGUUCCAGUUAUCACAUUACACUGAUGGUCUUUUUAGAAGCUAUGAAGAAAGACUAGCAUCUAAUGAGUGGCAAGCAGCGCUGCGCUUGAGGAAACAUAAGACCAAAGAGUUGGAAGCACUCAUUAGAAGGUUAAAGAGUUCCACAAAGGGAGAAAAGACAGAUUACUCUAUAAAAAUACAGGAGUUACAGAAACAGCUUAGCAUGGAUAGGGAAGAAGCUGAAAGACUUCAGGAUGAUAGGGACAAUUUUCUUGGCCUGGCACUGGAGGGAUACAAACGUUGUCUCGUCAUAGGUGGAAAAUAUGAUCUAAGAGUGGUUUUCCGAGUUGUUUCUUUGUGGUUCAGUCUUUAUAUGAGGCAAAAUGUUGUAGAGUCCAUGUUUAAUGCAGCCAAAGAGGUUCUAUCAUACAAGUUUUUGCCAUUGGUUUACCAAAUUGCUUCAAGGAUUGGUAUCUCUAAAGAAGGACAAGAAUCAAUUUGUUUCCAGACAGCACUACUCUACCUUGUGAGAAAAAUGGCCAUUGAGCAUCCAUAUCACACUAUAUUUCAGAUUUUGGCUCUAGCAAAUGGGGAUCGGAUCAAAGACAAACAGAGGAACAAAAACUCAUUUGUUGUUGACAUGGAUAAGAAACUUGCAGCAGAAAAUCUGCUAGACGAGUUAUCAUUGUACCAUGGUUUAAUAAUUCAACAGAUGAAACAAAUGGUUGAGAUUUAUAUCAAACUUGCUGAGCUUGACACAAAAAAGGAGGAUAUGAAUAAAAAAGUACCACUUCCUCGGGAGGUUCGCAGUAUUCGUCAGCUAGAACUUGUACCAGUUGUCACAGCCAAUAUCACUGUAGACCCAACAUGCCAAUAUAAGGAAGGAAUGUUUCCAUAUUUCAAAGGCCUGGGUGAUUCUAUCAUGAUAAUGAAUGGCAUAAACAGUCCCAAAGUGGUCGAAUGCUUUGGAUCAGAUGGUCAGAUAUAUCGCCAACUAGCAAAAUCAGGAAAUGAUGACCUCCGACAAGAUGCUGUUAUGGAACAAUUUUUUGGUUUAGUAAAUAUCUUCCUGCAAAAUCACCGGGACACUUGGAAAAGAAGACUAAGAAUACGGACAUAUAAGGUUGUACCAUUUACCCCAAGCGCUGGGCUAGUGGAAUGGGUUGAUCGGACAAUUCCACUUGGUGAAUAUCUUCUAGGAAGUUCAAGGAAUGGUGGAGCGCAUGGAAGGUAUGGAGUGGGUGAUUGGUCAUUUCUUCAAUGCCGGGAGCAUAUGACUAAUGAGAAAGAUAAAAGCAAGGCAUUUCUAAAAGUCUGCAAGAAUUUCAGGCCUGUUAUGCGUUACUUCUUUUUGGAAAGGUUCCUGAGGCCUGCUGAUUGGUUUGAGUGCAGACUGGCUUACACGCGAAGUGUGGCAGCUAGCUCAAUGGUUGGCUACAUUGUUGGACUCGGAGAUCGUCAUUCUAUGAAUAUUCUCAUUGAUCAAGCUACAGCAGAGGUGGUGCACAUUGAUCUUGGUGUGGCCUUCGAACAGGGUCUCAUGCUUAAAACGCCAGAGAGGGUCCCCUUUAGACUAACAAGAGAUAUCAUAGAUGGUAUGGGAGUUACAGGUGUGGAAGGUAUUUUCAGGAGAUGCUGCGAGGAAACCUUAUCAGUCAUGAGGACAAAUAAAGAAGCAUUGUUGACAAUUAUUGAAGUUUUCAUUCACGAUCCCCUCUAUAAAUGGGCGCUCUCUCCUUUGAAAGCCUUGCAAAGACAGCAGGAAACCGAUGAUAAUUCAGAUUCGAGUUUGGAGAACUCAGAAGAUGCAUCUGAAGGGAACAGGGAUGCAGCACGUUCUAUAUUGCGAGUUAAGCAGAAGUUGGAUGGAUAUGAAGAUGGUGAAAUGCGUAGUGUGUCAGGCCAGGUUCAGCAACUCAUACAGGAUGCUAUAGAUACAGACCGCCUUUGCCAAAUGUUUCCAGGUUGGGGAGCUUGGCUGUAAGAGAAGACAUCAAUGUAUUAGACAUUCGAGCUGUAAUUGUUCGCAAACUUUGUAAAUUUAGACUCUUAUUGAUAUGGCAAAAGAGUUACCAUCCGAGCCCAUUAAAAGAAGCCAGAUGAAAAUAUUUAAUUAGCAUUGGGAUUUUAAUUGAGGUAUGGUUGUUAUGUAUGAAAAUUAUAUUGUUUUAUAAGUUUUGAUUUUAGAUAUUUACAAAAUUUUGAAAUUUUGUAAUUGAUGUAUGGAUGUUAUAUAUGAAACUAUGUUAUUUUAGGUUUUGAUUUUGGACAUUUAUGAAGUUUUAUAAUUCAAAUUUUGAAUUUUGAA